UCCCUUUCAGGUGAGGUCCCAGAGAAGAGCCAGAGUCUUUAAUUCUAACUUCAUGUUCAGUCCCAGGUGUUAUCCAGUUUUGGGCAGGAUGGUGGUGAAAACGAUUAUGUUACUUUUUCAAAUCUUGGCCAUUUCAACCUUCAAGCAAGGUUCAGCUGACGUUCCUGACGGAUAUGUAGAAGAGAAUGUGGCUUUAAGUGGGAAGGCCACUCAGUCAGAACGACUACGCAAUGAAUGGGCAGCUUUCAGCUCAGCUGGCAAUGCCAUUGACGGAAACCGAGAUUCUAAUUUCUAUCAUGGAUCCUGCACCCACACCACAAACAGUCCCAACCCCUGGUGGAGGGUGGAUCUGCUGCAGGUGUACACAAUCGCCUCCGUCACCAUCACCAACAGAGGAGACUGCUGUGGAGAAAGGAUCAGUGGAGCUCGCAUCCUCAUCGGCAAACACCUGAAGGACAACGGCAUCAAUAAUCCACAGUGCAGCGUGAUUGGCUCUUUGGCAACAGGAGAGACUAGAACCUUCCACUGUCCAUAUACAAUGACGGGACGCUACGUCACAGUGUACCUCCCAAAAACAGAAUCCCUUCAACUCUGUGAAGUGGAAGUGAAUGCUCUGCUUUCUGCCAACUGAAAAUUUUUCUAAGCAGUGCUUUGAAAAUUUGUUUGCAUCUACAACUACUCAUUGCUUUAUAGCCAGUCUGUUUAGAAAUGCGGGUAAAGAAAUCAAUUUAACUAUUUUGGGAUUUGGGAAUCAUGCUGCCAUUUUACUAUAUUUCCAUGUUUUCAUGUACAGAAAACUUGCUGAAGUUCUACUUGUCUGCUUUCUGCAAGUUCAUUUAUUGACUGAUUUUCUUUGUAGUGCAUCAAAUAAACAUCUCAUUUAAAGCA
This is a messenger RNA of Anguilla rostrata (American eel), 888 nucleotides long. RefSeq names its product fucolectin-4-like. Bases 53 to 631 code for a protein of 192 amino acids. Lineage: Eukaryota; Metazoa; Chordata; Actinopteri; Anguilliformes; Anguillidae. The transcript has 4 exons. The record is from RefSeq and is a predicted model, not a curated record.